Bombyx mori (domestic silkworm) is the source of this 3396-nucleotide messenger RNA. RefSeq lists its product as uncharacterized. The transcript is spliced from 3 exons. The record is from RefSeq and is a predicted model, not a curated record. Lineage: Eukaryota; Metazoa; Arthropoda; Insecta; Lepidoptera; Bombycidae. The coding region runs from base 1 to 3396 and encodes 1131 amino acids.
AUGAUCCAGGUGUCAAAAGAUUCGCCUUGUCAAGACGCUUCUAUUGGUGUGCCACACGCCUGUCCAGGUGUCCUGGGAGUCGAUCUCGGUAGCACGUGGUUUUCAGAAAUUCCGGAUUACACUGGCUGUUUUCCACCGGAAAAAUCCUGGAAGUUGGACCCGGAGUCUCACAAAGAAUGGGAGCAGACAGCUUAUUCAAAAUCAGAGGACGAACUACCAACUUGGGAGAAUUUAAAAGAUUUCCUGCAGUCAAGAUACCGUACCUUAGAACUUGUAUUGUCCGUGUCAGGGACUUGUAGCAGCCGUGACAAACCUGUAAGAGAACGUUCACACUUAGUAACUGCCACAGCCACCACGUCACAGCCAAAUGAAAGAACUUGCGUGCUCUGUAAAGAAAAACAUACAUUAUGUCAUUGUAAGAAUUUUACUAAACUGCAACCUAAAGAAAGAGCUGAUUAUGUCAAGACCAACAAUCUGUGUUUUAACUGUUUGGUGCCUGGGCAUUCUGCUUACCAGUGUAAGUUACAAAUGUCCUGUCGCCUAUGUAGAAGACGGCAUCACACUCUUCUCCACCGCCAUCAAGACUCGGCACAAACUGAGGAAAAGAAUCAACCGAGUGCAUCUCACCACGGGGUAGAAGAGAAAGAAGAGGUUAUAAAUAGCAUGAUGGCGUCACAUCACAGUACUAAACAAAGCACAGCACUACUAGCCACAGCGAUGGUUUUAGCGAGGAACGAGCAUAACCAAACCGUUGUUCUUCGUGCGCUAGUAGACCAAGGUUCGCAGGCUUCAUUUUUAAGCGAGAAGGCGGCUCAAAUGCUCAAAUUUACCAGGCAAUCAGCGAGAGGAAGUAUCAUCGGGGUGGGAUCUACUAGGACUAACGUUGAUCACGUGGUUCAACUUAAGAUUGGCUCCCGCUGGAAUCCAAGCUUCGAAAUCAACAUACAAGCAUAUGUUAUGAGUAAACAGUUGACCACGAAGAUCCCCUCCAAAGCUGUAACUGUCACACAUUGGCCACAUCUAGAAGGACUCAACCUGGCAGAUCCAGACUACUUCCAACCAGGUUCUAUAGACUUACUUCUUGGUGUUAAAGAGUAUGCACAGAUUGUGCAACCAACACUUAUUAAGGGCCCUCCAGGUUCUCCAUGUGCCCAAGAAACCAACCUGGGGUGGAUCCUCUUCGGAGAAAUCGAUAAUAACCGUGAAAAUGAAUCAUUUCUGGUCCUUCAUCAUCAAGUCCAUAUAGAUCAUAUGUUGAAAUCCCUCUGGGAAAUUGACAAUGAUAAAAAGAGAAUAUUAACAAAGGAAGAAAAGCUAUGUGAAACAAUAUAUGAAAGCACACAUACGAGAAAUAGUGAAGGAAGAUAUCUAGUAAGGCUGCCAUUUAAUACAAAGAAUCCAAUUUCGACUGAAGGAAAUACGAAAGAAAUAGCUAGAAAGAGGUUACUUCAGCUAGAAAGAAGAUUUAAGAAAGAAACUAAACUGAAAGAAGAUUAUACAAAGGUCAUGCAAGAAUACAUAAAAGCUAACUACAUGGAAGAAAUACCUAAGAAUGAAAUAAACAAGAAAAAAUCAGUAUACUUACCUCAUCACGCCGUGGUACACGCAGACAGAGAAACUUCUAAGACACGCGUAGUAUUUGAUGCUUCAGCGAAGGGCUCCAACUGCGUUUCUCUAAACGAUGAAUUGCUUGUAGGUCCGCAACUGCAAGAGGACUUAAGGAACAUACUUAUGAGAUCGAGAUUACAUCGUGUUUGCUAUGCAAGUGAUAUACAAAAGAUGUACCUGCAAAUAUUACUUUAUGAAGAAGUUCGUGUUACAUUUGGUACAGCGGCGGCUCCUCACCUGGCUGUAAGAACGCUUCACCAGGUGGCUGACGAUGAGGGUCGAAAUCAUCCAAUGGCUGUUCGAAUUAUUAAAGAAGAUUUUUACAUGGACGAUCUAAUGUCGGGGGAGAGCAGUGCUCCUGAAGCCAUAAAGAGAGCACAAGAAGUAGAUAAUAUUCUACAGAAAGGUGGAUUUGUAUUAUCAAAAUGGUCAUCCAAUUCUGCUGAAUUUUUGAAAUCUAUAGAACCAAACAAACGUACAUCUCGAGCACAGUUGGAUUUUAAAUUGGAUGGAAAAGUACAAGCUCUAGGUUUGAUCUGGAACCUGGGCACGGAUCAGUUUCAGUACAAGGUUAACUUACCAGCAAGGUCAAGCAGUAUUACAAAGAGAGGCAUACUAUCUGAUAUUCAAAGACUUUUUGACCCACUGGGAUGGAUCGCCCCGAGCUUAAUUUUGGCUAAGAUACUCAUACAAAGGCUAUGGCUAGAACCGUUUGGCUGGGAUGACGAGAUUAACCAAUCGCUGUUACACGAUUGGCUGACAAUUAGAGAAGACUUUGAACAUGUAAAAGAGAUAGGUAUUCCAAGAUGGCUAAACACAGUAAGCACACAGAUGGAAAACAUCGAGGUUCAUGGUUUCAGCGAUGCUUCCAUGAAAGCCUAUGCUGCAGUAGCUUACAUUCGUGUGAAGAGGGAAGAUGGUUCAGUAUUCACCAAUCUAUUAGCUGCCCGUACUAGAGUGGCACCACUCCGUACCGUGUCUCUACCAAGCCUGGAGUUAUGUGGGGCGCUGUUAUUAGCAAGGUUACUUAAGCAAAUAGAAAAUGCAAUGCGUAUACCUACUUCUAACAUCUAUGCAUGGACAGACUCAUCAAUUGUUCUUGCAUGGCUAUCUGGUGAUCCUCAUAGAUGGAAGACAUUCGUGGCGAACCGGGUCGUAGAAAUUGUAGAGAAUGUAAACACACACCGAUGGUUCCAUGUAGCUUCGGAAGAGAAUCCUGCAGACAUCGGGUCACGAGGCAUGCUGCUGGCGGACUUGAAACAGAAAGAGUUGUGGUGGACAGGGCCCAAGUGGUUAUGCAAAAAAGAAGGCGUUUGGGGCAAAGUAUCGUCACGUCGCGUACCUGAUGACAAGUUCGCGAACGCAGCGUUGCAGCGAUGCACCAAAAGAGCGCAGGGCGACGCGAGCCGCCCGCUUGCUUCCGAGCGACUGGCGCCCGGGCCGCGCCGUGCCCGCCCCUCCCGCGCCACGCACCGCCUGCACCGGCACCACGCACUGUCCGCACGACUCCACACGGCGGCCUCCCUCGCGCCUCGCUCGGCGAGCACGAUGCGGCCUUACGCACCCCGCGAAUAUCGAUGUCUUCUGUCGGGAGAUGUAUCGCGCGGGAAGGACUACAGCGGGGGAGCGAGCACGCACCGCGCGGCGCGGGGCGCAGUCCUGCGCGCUGCGUCACGCAUCUAUCUCGACGAUUUCUUGCGUGCUCCCGCAGCCCGUCAUCUGCAGAGCAGCGAUCUACUCUUUGGACUGACUGGCCAGACGGCGUGUUGCGCGCCUUCUGUGACUUAA